AGGAUCUAGGCUUCUCCCGAGGGCUGGUGAGCAUGGCAUGGGGCAGAUUUGGGGCAGGCACAAGGGUUUUGCCAGGGAAUGACGCAGCUGGACAACAGGAUGUGACAGGCAUCUCAUGUUUUGCGGUACCAGGAUAAGGGGUUCCCUAGAGGGGUUCCCUGGAGGCAGCAGAUGCUGCGCAGGUACCAAACACCUCACUGGGCACUGCUCCCCUCCUGGCAUCAGGGAAUCCUGUCCUGCUCCCUGGCAGCGAGUUAGGAUGAGAAACCCAGAAACCAGCUGGACAUGGGAAUGUUUUGCUCCCAACCCAGAAAAGGGGCUACAGACUGCUCUGGCAUCACUCCUGAGGUCGGGGGGGUGCUGUCACCCCCACAGUGACCACGUGUGCUCAGGCAGCAGCCGGGGACAAGCGAGCCAGGACUGGGACACCAGUGAGCAGGAGGGACAUGGACCCAGCACAGGGACCACAGCUGGGGCAGCAGGAAGGAUGGAGCAAGGGAAGGGGGUCGGGGAGGGGCUGUGAUGUAGAAGGUGGCAGGACAGACCUGACAGAGGGGCUGCCUGCUUCCUUUAGAGCAGGAGCGGAGGGGCAGGUGGCCUGUCCCCAGUGUCCCCAGUGUCCCUCUGGGAUCUGCUGCCAUCUUCUGGCAGGAUCCCAUCCUGCUGCGGUCCUGAGUCCAGCACUGUGCCAAGGCCUGGGGACCCCUCUGUGACCCCACUGUCCUGUGCCCCACACCCACGGCUCCAGCCCGGACACCCCGGGGUGCCCCCCAAGCCUCCCUGCUCCCAGCCCCAGGAAGCUGAGCCCCCAGACUGCUCCCAGUGUCCACCUACACAGCAUGGGGAUUGUCACCCCAAAAACCCUCUCCCUCGGCUGCAGGUUUCUCCCACACCAACCCUCUCAGUGCCCAGUCAUCCCCCCCACUGCCCUAUUAUUCCUUACCAGGGAAAUGGAAUUCCAUUCCUCCACCCUGGAAUGGACUUCCUAUCAUCCAGUUUGGGCUGAUGGACACAGGGACAGGAUCAGGCCCUUGGUCACAGCAGGGUUGUAACAGUGGCUCUGCUGGUUUCCCCAAGGAACAUCCAGCUCCAUCCUCGUCAAGGCUGCCAAGGGGUAGGGGAAGCUCUAGAGAGCUGUCUUCCUGCAGCAUUCUCAUCCCCUGGGUCUCUUCCUGCUGCAUUCCCAUCCCCUGGGUCUCUUCCUGCUGUAUUCCCAUCCCCUGGGUCUCUCUAGGACAUGGGGAUCCACCGAGUCCAGUCCUCCAUGUGACAGGCGAGCUUACAUGGAGCCUCUUCCCACAGCCUCCCUGAUCUUCCAGGCCUUCCCAGUGUCUCCGCUUCCCCUGGGACCAGCAGAUCCCAGGGAUAACCAUUGGGGACAGGGGCCUCGCUGGGUGUGGGGACACCCAGGGCCACCCCACACAUCCCUCUCCUCUUCCCAUGGGCGUGAGAGCCUGAAAACAGCCUCAGUGGGGUCUUAUAUGGGAUUUGCUUUUUGGAUGCGGCCAGGAAUUGGGAUUAAGGUUUGGAGGAGGUGAAUCACCGAGCCCGUGUCCCCACAGUGGCCCUGCAAGCACCACGGCUCAUCCCACCCUGGGCAGAUGGCAGCGGCAUCCUGCUCCUCGCUGGAAAGUGCCCAAAUCCAUGGGCAGGGCCUGAGCUGCAGCUGUCCCUGCUUUAAUUCCUCACAGCAAAGCAAGCCAGUGUCUGGCGGAUUUUCCACACUCUUCGUGCCCCAGCCCACACACAGGAAGGCUGCACAGCAUCGGAGACCUUCCCACUGGGAACGCUACCCGGCGGGCGAGCCCUGCACACUCAGUGCCUGACUCCCACGGGAGCUGCAGGAAGUCGUUUCAGUCUAAAAGGGAUUUUCAUUCCCCAGCCCUGCAAAAGAAAGCUGGGAAAAAUCAACCCACCAAAGGGACACAACCCAAAAAGCUCAUGACAGUUGUGCUGAGAUCUGACUGUUCAGAGCUGGGACACGGAGUGUUCGAUCUGAAUUCCAAAGAAUCCAGGUGUGUGCAUCCGCCCACCGCCCUCCGCCUCCGCCAUUCCCACCCUCCAUGGUUUUUUUUCUUCUGGAGCAACCAUUCCCACCAAGCCACCUUUUGGCAGCUCAGCGUUUACAAGACAUCAGAAACUCCCCCCCCAGCACUACCAGCCUGCCUGUGCCCUCCAAACACACUUCCCAACAUCCUCAACCCGUGUCCAGCCCAUCACCGUCCUGUUUCCAUCCAAAUCUCUGCUGCUGCCCACCACCCACCACAGAGGGGAUGCACCCAGAUCCCUUGGGAGAUCCCUUUGUUCCCCUGGCACCCAGGGGGGCUGGCACAGCUCCCCACCCCUCUGAGCACAUCUGGGCAGCUGUGCCCGCGUGGUGCUCCAGCAGUGCCGUGACAUCAGCGCGGUUUCCUGCCCGCCGGCACUGCCGCGCCGUGUGCUCGGCCCGGAGCACAGAGCCCCGCGGGGUGCUGAGCCCCAGGCAGCCCCCUGGCACCCCUCCAGACCCCCUGGUGACAGCCAUGGAGUCAGUGGCUCUCUACAGCUUCCAGACGACGGAGAAGGACGAGCUGCCCUUCCAGAAAGGGGACACCCUGAAGAUCCUCAACAUGGAAGAUGACCAGAACUGGUACAAGGCUGAGCUGUUUGGCUGUGAGGGCUUUGUCCCCAAAAACUACAUCAAGGUCAAGCCACACCCGUGGUACGCGGGCAGGAUCUCCCGGCAGCUGGCAGAGAAGCAGCUCCUCAAACGGAAUCACGUGGGAGCCUUCCUGAUCCGCGACAGCGAGAGCACCCCGGGGGAAUUCUCCAUCUCCGUCAACUACGGGAAGCAUGUCCAGCAUUUCAAGGUGCUCAGGGAGAGGAACGGCAAGUAUUUCCUCUGGGAGGAAAAGUUCAAUUCCCUCAACGAGCUGGUGGAUUUCUACAGGACGACCACGAUCGCCAAAGAGCAGCAGAUCUUCCUCCGGGACGAGGAGCAGAGCCAGGAGGUGGGCAGACCCCGAUUCGUGCAAGCCCAGUUCGACUUCCCAGCCCACGAGGGCUCCCAGCUGCCCUUCCUCCGCGGGGACAUCAUCGAGGUCCUGGACUGCCCUGACCCCAACUGGUGGCAGGGGAAGAUCUACGGCCGGGUCGGCUUCUUCCCUCGGAAUUACGUCCACCCCAUCCGCAAGUGACUCCCCCCCGGCCCCGCGGGGGCGGCAGGACCCGCCCCACUGCCCCCACCCACCGGAGCCGCUUCGUGCCCACACACGGGCUGUGUGUCCCUUCGUCCCCACAGCCGUGAAAACUUUUCCAGAGCCACAGUCCAGUGGGAUGACAGCAACAGAGGGGGAGAGCAAGUGCCCCCCAAACCUUGGCUCCUCUCCGGGCCCUGUAAGCGAAGAACCCACCUCCAGGGAGGG
Pseudopipra pipra is the source of this 3404-nucleotide messenger RNA. RefSeq names its product GRB2-related adapter protein-like. The record is from RefSeq and is a predicted model, not a curated record. Lineage: Eukaryota; Metazoa; Chordata; Aves; Passeriformes; Pipridae. Gene Ontology annotation, cellular component: cytoplasm; COP9 signalosome; plasma membrane. The transcript has 5 exons. The coding region runs from base 2064 to 3176 and encodes 370 amino acids. Gene Ontology annotation, molecular function: epidermal growth factor receptor binding; phosphotyrosine residue binding. Gene Ontology annotation, biological process: regulation of MAPK cascade; signal transduction.